Dichomitus squalens LYAD-421 SS1 is the source of this 1043-nucleotide messenger RNA. RefSeq lists its product as uncharacterized. NCBI's taxonomy places the organism in Eukaryota, Fungi, Basidiomycota, Agaricomycetes, Polyporales, Polyporaceae. The record is from RefSeq and is a predicted model, not a curated record. The coding region runs from base 136 to 969 and encodes 277 amino acids. The transcript is spliced from 6 exons.
GCCGUCCUGUGGCCACCGUCUCCUCCUCUUUCGCUGACGUUCUCUACAUCAUUCCUAGGUUUCGUCUGUGCACUCCUAGCACACGCCUCUCUGGCAAUAACACCACUAGGUGCAUGCUGAAAGGUUGUUUCAGCUAUGCUUGGUCUUCCCGAUGGUAACUCGUCCGACGAGUCCACCUGGACACAAACUGCCCGCCGGUCUCGUAAAGCGGUCCGCAAGGUGAACAAGGCCGUCAUGCGUUCGCAUCACUUCCGAAUACCAAAGUACGACCUGCCGCUCCGUUUGCGACCAUGGUUUUUGGUCUUCACUUGUCUCGUCCUCCUCAGCCUGGCGUUCCUUGGCUUCACCAACGUCUCACACUCACUGCCUCUCAAUGACAAACUACUGCACUUCCUUUGCAUGGGCCUUGCUACCGGCGUCUUCUACUUCAUCUUCGAUGUCGAAGAAGAUGCAAGACGUAUAUGGUUCUGGCGCAGUGCGCCCCUAAUAUUCACCGGCGUGGUAUGCUUCUUCCUUGGGGGCAUCGUCAGUGAGUUCGUCCAGUCCAUGCUCCCGUACAAAGAGUUCCAGGUCGGCGAUGUUGCGGCUAACCUGCUGGGCUCAACGCUGGGGCUAUACAUCGCCUAUCACCUCGAGCGGUACUACAGGCAUAGACGCGAAAUCCACCGUCUAUACCGUCCACUUGAUACCGAUUCUAUCCCUUCAGACGACGAGGAAGACGACGAUGCCUCAGGAACGCAACUCCUGCCCCUCCACAACCAGCCGAACACCCCCGCGUCGGCCACCAAACCCACCACUCCGAACCGCUCAUCCGUUGCCAAAGCGACAAGGCUCUCAGACGUGUGGGAUGAACGGGAGGACUUGUUUGAUAUAGGGGAGGAGAGCGACGAGGAGGACGAUCGCACACCGCAGGGCCGAGCAGGCCCGCCUCCACCGCCCCCGCCAAAGAUUGUAGUCACUGGCGAGUGACCGUACAGUAGUAUAUUAUACUGCGCGUGUAAUGUGUAUCGGUAUUUUUUGGGAUGGACUAUAUCAUAGGCGUU